GCCGAGUCUAUUACCCCUCAACUCGUGGCAUUCAUACCGCUCAGCCUGAUGCUUUGGUAUUAUCACCUCUAUCAUUACUCAACUCAUGUCUUCUCGCCACUCGUCCUGAUUGCAAAGACCAGUCCGGUUGGCCACGAUUUGAUUUACUGCGCUAUCUCGACAGCUGACAGCGAUUGUAGUACCCUCCGGUUCUGCAACUGAGCAUAUUCGAUCACAGAACCCUGCUCGAGGACAUCUGCGACAUGGAUGGAGGCACUCCCGGCGUUUCGACAAUAGCGAAUUAUGUACGCGAAUGCCUUAGAAAGUUAAAGCACGCGUCUGCUUCAUAUGAGGAAGCCAACGUCGAGAUCAAAGAGAAGCUUCUGAAUGGCUCCAUAUCUGACCAGGCUGGGCGUUUCCGGCUGUGGUCUAGCAACAUAGGGGCUCAUCAGCUCGGCAGAAGCUCGCUCGACUACCGGCUUCGUGAGGCAUCACAUAUAAAAGACCAGAUCUUAGAUCUCUUGCGAGAAUAUAUAGGAGUUCUUGAUGAGACAGUCGACAUUAUAAAGAAAAACCGACCCCCCUGGGAAGAUUCCUCGGAUAUGCAAAGCGAGUGCUCAGGGGAUGAAGACUUCCUACAAUCAACGACCGAGCUCGAACAGCUGGUAUCAAACAUGGCUGAUAUCAACACCAGCCUGAUGCAUCUGUCAGUAGCGAUUCGCAAUCCGGCACCUCAUGAUCAGUUCAUAGGAUCUAGGCUUAUCGAUAUCUCGCAUUUCGAAGAUCGUGAUAUUGAUCACGUAUGCAGCAAAUUCAAGCUAGCGCAAAAGUUCCUCCAACAGCGCCUUGGUAAAGGAAUAUCUCGUCGACGGCAAUACCUUCAAUAUCGUAAAAGUCAUCGAAGCAAGCUCGAACACGGCAUUGCAGAGGCGCAGCUAGAUCCACACGAGCAUCGUGCGACAGAAGAAACGACUGUCCCUUUGGCAAAAGGAGAGUCUACUGUAGCAUCUUCCAUACCAUUGAAUCGGAAGACAUGGCCAAUCACGUACCCUGAGAUUGAGAUGACCGCCUACGGAGAUACACUCUCGCAGACGUCGUAUGCGUCUUCUACGCAAGACGCGUCGAAGCUGCAUCCUCCACCGCUGCCAGUAGCCGGACGGGAUGGUAAUCCUUUCGAGUGUCCACUCUGUUAUCGCUUUUCGUCUGUCAAAAACACCGCAGCCUGGCGUAAACACUUAUACCGAGAUCUUCAGCCAUACCUAUGUACGUUCGAAGACUGCCGGGUUGCAGAUCAAAUGUAUGAGUCUCGAAAUGAUUGGUUUGAUCACGAGCUGGCCGAGCAUCGUCAACGGUGGGAAUGUAUCGAACAUUGCAAUUUGGAGUUUGGCUCAGAGGAAGCAUUUCGCUUACACCUCGUCGUUCAACACCCCCGAAUUGGGAACGGAGAGCAAGUGGUUGAGUUCAUGAAAGCACGCCGACGAAUGCCCCAGAUGGAUACUGAGGGUGAUUGCGCUCUCUGUGGUGCCAGACUUGUGUCCUUGAUACAGCUUCGCCGGCAUCUUGGGAGACAUCUACAAGAGCUUUCGCUGUCCGCCAUACCACUUGAGGUGUUAAGAGCCGACACAGAUACUGAAGACAAUAGUAUCGUGGAUGGUGAAUCACGUUCCUUAAAUACUGGCGGCUUUAAGGACGAAGCUCUACCAACAGAAUUCAUGUGCGAUGUGUGCCAAAAGACUUUCAGUGGCGAGGAAGACGAGAGACUUGAGGCCCUGAGGAUCCAUAUGAGUGAGGCCCACCUAGACGAUGACCCUUCAGACACUGUUAUCGAUCCGCCUUCGCAAGUCAAAGAAGAAGCCCGACAGCAGGUCGCAACCCAAACGCAAGAGGAAACACGAGAUAUACAUGAACAAGCUCAGCCAGCUCAGCCAGCUCAACCAAUGUCGCAUAAACGCGACACAAAAAUGCAAGGAAAGAAGCAGAACACAGGUAAAUUAGCACAGCCAGAUAAGUUAUUGGUUGUACUGUCGACUGAGAGAGCCGCGUUGCGAAGCGAUAUCGAAGAUUUGGAAGAGGCAAUAGACGAAGAGAAGAGUCCGGAGAAGCUAUCGCAGCUCAAGGCCGAAUUAUCUCAACUAAAACAUCUCUUGAGUCUCAAAGAGACCGAACUCAGCCGAGAGAACGCCAAGAAAGUUGAUAAGCAUAUAUUCCAUGUGGCGAUUGAACAACAGACUAAGGCUUGGGAUAAUAGUCACCCGAACAACACUACAAAGGAGGUCAGAUCUCGCUACAAGGCUGCUCAUGAAAAGUAGUCCACAUUCAGCGGUCCAACAAACGUGCCACGGCCAAAAACUGGAGCGAGCGGAUGGACAUGAAGUCCAGACCACAAUGACUACUACUGCUAUGGCUAUGGUCAGGAUAGUAAUGUCCUUUACGAGUGGGCCAAAAACAGUUCGAA
This is a messenger RNA of Boeremia exigua, 2434 nucleotides long. RefSeq lists its product as uncharacterized. The record is from RefSeq and is a predicted model, not a curated record. The transcript has 2 exons. Lineage: Eukaryota; Fungi; Ascomycota; Dothideomycetes; Pleosporales; Didymellaceae. The coding region runs from base 243 to 2288 and encodes 681 amino acids.